This is a messenger RNA of Protopolystoma xenopodis, 357 nucleotides long. The record is from the annotation of a GenBank genome assembly. Lineage: Eukaryota; Metazoa; Platyhelminthes; Monogenea; Polystomatidea; Polystomatidae.
AUGGGCCGUUCGGACGACAGGCUUUCCGAUCGGAAGCUGGUCGACUGGCUCGUCGAGGAAAGAUGCCUGGCUCGGAUUUGGCCAACUCGCGUCUACCGCUGGAAGAUACUUGAAUGUCCUCACAACUACCUAAUUAGGCCUCUCGAUGCUGGCGAAUUUCAUUUAGCCCUGCUUCUUAAAAGCGCUUUCCAUCCCGACUGGAUUGGACUGGACUGGACUGCAGUUUCUACCUCGCCUGAACUGGUCUCAUUAACACACCCAACGGGGGGUAGAGCAGCUUGUGAUCUCGACACCUUAACCAUGUCGAAUAUGCAGUCCUCUCUCUUUGUGGAGGCAAGGCUAUGUGAAAAUGAAUGA